AUGCCCAAACGUUGGCUUCCGCUCGAAGCCAACCCAGAGGUGAUGAACGCAUUCGCCCGUCACCUCGGUCUGAGCGACGACUUCGCGUUUCACGACAUCUACGGCUUUGACGACGAACUGUUGGACUUUGUACCGCAGCCGUGCGUCGCCGUGUUGCUCCUGUUCCCCAUCACCCCCGCCACGGAAGCGAUCGAGGGCGAGCCGAAGCCCGAGACGAGCUCGAGCGGCGAGCCGUGGUUCGCGAGACAGACGGUGGGGAACGCGUGCGGGACGAUGGGGGUGCUGCACGCCGCGCUGAACGGCGCGGGCGCGACGAAGCCGGGGAGUUACUUUGAGCAGCUGCGAGCUCGCUGUGAGGGUUUGGACGCAGACGCGCGGGCGAAGAUCAUCGAAAGUGACGACGCUUUAGAAACCGCGCACGUGGGGGCGUCCGUGGAGGGUCAGUCGGAGGUGCCGCGCGAAGACGCCGAGGUGGAUUUGCACUUUGUCGCGCUCGUCGAGGCGAACGGAGGAAUAUGGGAGCUCGAUGGACGCAAACCGACCGGACCCGCGUACCACGGACCGAGCUCGGAUAAAGGUUUGUUGCGCGACUGCGUGCCCGUGAUCAAAAAGUUCAUGAACGCCGCGAACGGAUCGAUCCAUUUCAACGCCAUCGCGCUCGCGGCGAAUCUCGGCUAG
This is a messenger RNA of Ostreococcus lucimarinus CCE9901, 678 nucleotides long. RefSeq lists its product with no specific name. The transcript has a single exon. The record is from RefSeq and is a predicted model, not a curated record. Gene Ontology annotation, biological process: ubiquitin-dependent protein catabolic process; protein deubiquitination. Lineage: Eukaryota; Viridiplantae; Chlorophyta; Mamiellophyceae; Mamiellales; Bathycoccaceae. Gene Ontology annotation, cellular component: cytoplasm. Gene Ontology annotation, molecular function: cysteine-type deubiquitinase activity. Bases 1 to 678 code for a protein of 225 amino acids.